Molecule: messenger RNA, 3012 nt
Organism: Eleginops maclovinus (Patagonian blennie)
Lineage: Eukaryota; Metazoa; Chordata; Actinopteri; Perciformes; Eleginopidae
Gene: frrs1a
Product: ferric-chelate reductase 1a
Exons: 17
Coding region: 69-1880 (603 amino acids)
Cellular component (GO): membrane
Source: RefSeq, a predicted model, not a curated record
AUUGCUCUCACUUGAAGAUGUGUCCUGCAGUGGAACAGUGACUUUGAAGGCACCAGCUUAUCCUGAAGAUGUCUCCUGUAGGCUUGAGUUGUCUCUUUAUCUCCGUCUUGGUGUGUCACUGGGUGCCAGCCGGCUCCUACUCUAAUGGCAAGGUCACCAAAGUCUGUGGCAGCAUGGAACCCCAGCAUGGCUCUUCUGGUCAAGCCUCCCCCAGCCCCUACCGCCUCGAAACCAACAGCAGCACGUUCAGACCCGGAGACCAGAUCCAAGUCAUCCUAUCAGGCACAUCACAUUUUAAGGGCUUCCUGCUUCAGGCCAGAGGUGCAUCCAAUCAGGGCUUAGUAUCCACAGUUGGCACCUUCACCCUGACCGAUCAGAAAAAGACGCAGCUGCUCACCUGCAACAAGCACCAGGGUUCAGCAGUGAGCCAUACAAGUGAUGCCCAGCAGACGGAGGUGAUUGUCAUCUGGCAUGCUCCUGCAGACGCUCCCACACAGGUUCAGUUUUUUGUGUCUGUAGUAUCCCAAUACAAUGUAUUUUGGGUGAAGCUGCCUGGACCAAUCAUCUACCAGCAUGGUGUAACUCCCCACCCCCCUCAGACCGACACCACUCCUCCUCCAGUACAGCCAACAACCUCCCCCUCUAUCCUGCCUGGGCCUUUUACUUCUGAGGGAUGUGGCCAAUCAAAGUCCUGCCUGCUUGAUCCUCCGGACUGUGAUCCUGAAGAUCCUCAAUGCUUCUUCCUGUCCAUGACUACGGAGGGGCCCGACAAAAUGUCUGUGACAUUUGAGUUGAGUGGGCCGGCGGAGGGAUACGUUUCUUUUGCACUGUCCAGGGACACAUGGAUGGGCGAUGAUGAUGUGUACAUGUGUGUCACAGAUGGGAUUAGAGUAUCGGUGAGUGCGGCCUUCGUCAGUGGACGAUCACACCCUGAGGACCAAUCACAGUCCGGUCUCGCCUCGGUGUCAUGGCGGCUGGUCGAUGGUGUGAUUCAGUGCAGGUUCAGUAGACUGGUCAAACUGUCCAAUCAGGAACCAGCCCGCUAUGAUCUGGACCAAGCCUACUUCCUCUUUCUAGCUCACGGACGUGCUCAGUACGGUCGGGUAUGGAAACAUACUCAGCAGCCAUUCAUCUCCAGCCACACAAAACACAUCACUGGAGCCCCUGAGGUCCUGGGAGGCUCCCGGGGACCCAUCCUCAUGAAACUGCAUGGUUCUCUGAUGCUGCUAGCCUGGAUGCUUACAGGAAGUGUGGGUACCUUCAUCGCCAGUUUCUACAAACCUGAUUGGCCAAAGCAAACUCUGCUUGGCCAGAAAGUCUGGUUCCAGGUUCACCGAGGCCUGAUGAUGCUUACUGUGACUCUGACCAUUGUAGCCUUCUGCCUCCCAUUUUUCUACAGGAAAGGUUGGAGCAAGCAUGCAGGUGUCCAUCCAUACCUGGGCUGCUGUGUUCUAACAUUAUCUCUGAUUCAACCAAUCAUGGCUCUGAUCCGACCUUCCCCUGAUUCCCUCAGGAGGUAUAUCUUCAACUGGGGCCACUGGGGAGUUGGCACUGUGACUGAGGUCUUGGCAGUGGCAGCCAUGUUCCUUGGGAUGCGUCAAUCAUCGCUGCUCCUCCCUCAGCCUUGGGCAACUCAUGUUCUGAUUGGCUACGUGGUUUGGCUGGCUUCAUUCAGGUUCCUCCUCCUGAUGCAUAAGCACUUUUACAUCCCAAAAUCAGCAUUGGACACAGAUGACCAACAGGCAAUCUUCUCUCAAUCAGAGCAUGGACGCUGCGUAAAUGUCAAGGUGUCCAUCUGUAAGUCUCUCAUCUUGGCUGCCUUGGCUCUGGGAAACUCUGCCCUUGUUGGUGUCCUGCUGUCUGCUGUUGCACACAUUUGAUUUUUAAUGGAAGAAAAUCUCAUAUUAAUGUCAACUCUAAACUAAACUAUGAAAUGUUGACUUAAUUGUAUUAUGUUAAAACAUUUCACAGAACUGUUUUAGGUAAGUUGAAAUCAAUAAAAUUAAGUUAAAAUAAAACAGUAAACAUUAGGUUCGACUUAAUAUUGUUAUUUUAAGUAACCUCGUACAGUUAUGUGAAAUGUGUUGACAUAAUACAUUUAAUUCAAGUCAUGUACAUACAUUAUAGAUACAGAAAUCACUGCAUACAGAUAAAGAGAAGAAAGAGGAAAUAUAGGAGAAGAGAGGUGAAGUCCCCCCAACUGCGGCCCGUUGUCCAUUUUGAAUUGGCCCUCAGCUAAUUCUAAAAGUAUAUUAAAAGUAAAAUAUUUGUUCUAUAUUUUACUUCUUAAAUAGGUAUUUACAAAUAUAUAACACACUAUUAUUUGUGUGUUUAUCAGCCCACUUUUCAAAUACAUUCAGUCAAUUAAAGUUGAAAACAUUUUCUAACAAAUCUUACUCGAUAAAAAAAACCAAUAACCUAUUUCUAUAACAAGCUUGAAAGAUACCUUUCAUAUUUCCCCUUAUUAUAGGCAGUCUGAGGCUUCUGUAUUAAAUGAUGAGCUGUCAACACUUUUUGUAAGAAAAUAAAUUAAACCCUAUUUUUCUGUAUGUGGCCCUCAGUUUGGACACCCCUGCUCUAAGCCUAUAGCAGCAUAACUAGGGGCGGGUGAAAGGUAAGCCUGAGCCAGCCCUUACUAUGAGCUUUAUUCAAAAGGAAAGUCUUGCCUGAUUUUAAAAUGGAGAGGGGGACUUCCUCAAGAACAACAACUAGUAGCUUCUUCCAAGGAUGAGGAGCUUGACAACUGGAGGCUCUGGCUCCCAGUACAAUUCCAAGUUCAGCAUCGCCUGCCACAGAAACAGAGAGUAUUCAACACAGCAUCAUUUUCAUUUAAAUAAAUGUUUCACUUUUUAUUUAGAGAAUGCACAUAACAGUGUAGUUAUAUGCUUAUUUUUGUCUUUGUACAUUAAUGAUCAUCUCUUCAUAUAGUAAUUCUAUGUUAUGUAGCAUUAUUAAUGUUUUAUAGAUGCAUUAAAAACUCUUUAAAACAUUAAAACUCUUGAAUCAGCAAAA